Messenger RNA from Leucoraja erinaceus (little skate), 2174 nucleotides. It is a transcript of the gene nxn, whose product is annotated as nucleoredoxin. Bases 112 to 1362 code for a protein of 416 amino acids. The transcript has 8 exons. Lineage: Eukaryota; Metazoa; Chordata; Chondrichthyes; Rajiformes; Rajidae. The record is from RefSeq and is a predicted model, not a curated record. Gene Ontology annotation, molecular function: thioredoxin-disulfide reductase (NADPH) activity.
GCAGCCCGGGCUGGGAGGGAGGGAAGGAAGGAAAGGCUGGGCGAGGCGAGGCGAGGCGAGGCUGGGCGAGUCUCCGGACCCCCCCUCUCUCUGCUCUCCCCUCCCGCCGCCAUGGCCGGGCCGCUGUGCGAGCUCCUGGGGGAGCGGCUGACGGACCGGCACCAAGCCGACGUGGAGAGCUCGCCGCUCGGCUCCGACGGCCGCCUGCUCGCCCUCUACUUCGGCUGCAGCUGGAGCGCUCCCUGCCAGCAGUUCAACGCGGCGCUCGCCGACUUCUACGGCCGCUUCAAGCAGGGCGAGAACGCCGACAAGCUGGAGGUGGUGUUCGUCAGCUCCGACGAGGAGCUCAAGCCCUGGCAGGAGUUCGUGGGCCAGAUGCCGUGGCCGGUACUGCCUUUUCAGGAGAAAGAGAGGAAGACUAAGCUGUGGAGUAAGUUCAAGGUGACCAACAUCCCCACGCUGAUCUUCAUGGAGGCCAGCAGUGGGAGGAUCGUCAGCAGAGACGGGCAGCUGAUCAUCCGCGACGACCCGCUAGGCUCCGAGUUCCCCUGGGGGCCCAAGUCCUUUGGUGAAGUGAUGGCGGGUUCACUGGUCAAGCACAGCGGGCAGACAGUGAACAGCGCUGACCUGGGCGGCAGCUACCUGGGCAUCUACUUCUCCGCACACUGGUGCCCACCCUGCAGAAGCCUCACCCGCGUCCUCGUGGAGAUCUAUCGCAAAAUCAAGGAGUCGGGACAGAAGUUCGAGAUUGUUUUUGUCAGCGCUGACAGGUCAGAGGAUUCCUACAAGCAGUAUUUCAGCGAGAUGCCUUGGACAGCAGUCCCGUACACUGAUGAAGCCAGGCGGUCCCGUCUCAAUAGACAUUACGGCAUACAAGGGAUUCCAACCCUCAUCAUCCUGGACCAGGAGGGCCGGAUCAUCACUCGGCAGGGGAGGGCAGCUGUACUCAACGACAUGGACUGCAAAGAGUUUCCCUGGCAUCCCAAACCGGUGUUAGAACUCACAGAGUCCACCGCCAUGCAGCUGAAUGAGGGGCCCUGCCUGGUUCUGUUUGUGGACUCAGAAGAGGAGGAACUGGAGCCGGCAAAGCAGUUGAUUCAACCCAUCGCGGAGAAGAUCCUCUCGGAGUACAAGGCGAAGGAGGAGGAUGCGCCGCUGUUGUUCUUUGUCGCGGGGGAGGACGACAUGACGGAAUCGCUGCGGGACUUCACCAACCUGCCCGAGUCGGCGCCACUGCUCACCAUCCUGGACAUGUCGCAGCGAGCCAAGUAUGUGAAGGAUGUAGAAGAGAUCACGCCGGCCAUCGUGGAGGAGUUUGUCAGGGCCUUCCUGAAGGAGAAGCUAAAACCCGAGCCCAUCUGACCCAGGAUUUUGUAACACUCCGGUUCUAUUUAAUCCCUAACAACAACACCAACAACAAAGACAAUUCCCCCCCAAAAAAACCGAAACGUUCUUUCUAACUCUUGAAUUUCAACUGGUUUUAACAUUGUGGUCCGUGCUGGAGUCUGCUGGACUUUUCUUUCCCGAGUCUUUGUGUAAAGAUGGUACUUUGACUUCCAUUUUGCCACCAGCGCCGACUGCCCGCCGAUGUCCGUGAUGCUCCAAGCCAGGCAGGCCCAUGGGACUUGCCUCCCCUCUGCCCCAGCGGGAAGAUAUAGUCAUCGCCACAGAAGCAAGUAACCCGCACACCACUCCCCCAACCAACGCCAACUGCGUCCUCAAAGGUAGACCAGCGUCCGAGUGUGGCUGACCCAACAUCAGCCCGCUUUAAGAUGCAAAAUGCUGGAGUAACUCAACGGGACAGGCAGCAUCUCUGGAGAAAGGGAAUGGCUGACGUUUCAGGUGGAGACCCUUCUUCAGAUGCUGCCUGUUCCGCUGAGUUACUCCAGCUUUUUGUGUCCAUCUUCGGUGUAAACCGGCAUCUGCAGUUCCUUCCUACACAUACGGCCCUUGAAAGAGUUGGCCUUGGCUUCAUGUUGGGCACUGACAUCGUGGGCCGAAGGGCCUGUUCCUGUGGUGUGCGGUUCGGUGUUCGACGCUCCUCGAUGAUAUACCAACCACUCGGUCAAUUAAAGGCUGGAUUUUAUGUAGUUUCAUUUUUUAUAUCCCCCUUUUUAUGUAAUCUGGUCCUGUUAUAAUGUUUUAAAUUAUUGCAAUAAACAUGGCAACAGUCA